This is a messenger RNA of Artibeus jamaicensis (Jamaican fruit-eating bat), 2740 nucleotides long. It is a transcript of the gene B3GNT2, whose product is annotated as UDP-GlcNAc:betaGal beta-1,3-N-acetylglucosaminyltransferase 2. The transcript has 2 exons. The coding region runs from base 220 to 1413 and encodes 397 amino acids. The record is from RefSeq and is a predicted model, not a curated record. NCBI's taxonomy places the organism in Eukaryota, Metazoa, Chordata, Mammalia, Chiroptera, Phyllostomidae. Gene Ontology annotation, cellular component: membrane. Gene Ontology annotation, molecular function: hexosyltransferase activity.
CGCAGCGGCUGCGGCGGCAACAAGUGCCGGAGCCGAUAGGAGCCGGAGCUGUCUCCGCCGCCGACACCACCGGGCUGCCAGUCGCGGGCGCAACGCAUGGAGUUUGAGCGGCUGCGGUCGCCAGGCUGAGCCGCGCCGAGCGGCUGGGACGUGGAUGUGGCCGCGAUAUCCCGCCCCCGCCCCGCUGAGCAGGAGCUGCUCCCGGACAAGAUAUGAGAAAUGAGUGUUGGACGUCGGAGAAUAAAGUUGUUGGGUAUCCUGAUGAUGGUAAAUGUCUUCAUUUAUUUGAUUGUGGAAGUCUCCAAAAGCAGUAACCAAGAAAAAAAUGGAAAGGGGGAAGUAAUAAUACCCAAAGAAAAGUUCUGGAAGACAUCUGACCUUCCUGUGGCAUAUUGGAACCGAGAACAAGAAAAGCUGAACAGGCGGUACAAUCCUAUUUUGGGCAUGUUGGCAAACCAUACAGGGGAGCUGAAUGGGUUUUCCAACAUAAGCCAUCUGAAUUACUGUGAACCUGACCUGAGGGUCCAGUCUGCAGUUUCAGAUUUCAACAAUUUGCCAGACAGGUUUAAAGACUUUCUGCUGUAUUUGAGAUGUCGAAAUUACUCACUGCUUAUAGAUCAACCAGAUAAGUGUGUAAAGAAGCCUUUCUUACUGCUGGCGAUUAAGUCCCUCAUUCCACAUUUUGCUAGAAGGCAAGCAAUUCGGGAAUCUUGGGGCAGAGAAACCAACGUGGGGAACCAAACAGUGGUGCGUGUCUUCUUACUAGGCCAGACACCCCCAGAGGACAACCAUCCUGAUCUUUCAGAUAUGCUGAAAUUCGAGAGUGAGAAGCACCAAGACAUUCUUAUGUGGAACUACAGAGACACUUUCUUCAACUUGUCCCUGAAAGAAGUACUCUUUCUCAGAUGGGUGAGCACUUCCUGCCCAAACGCUGAGUUUGUGUUUAAGGGCGAUGAUGAUGUUUUUGUGAAUACCCAUCACAUCCUGAAUUACUUGAAUAGCUUAUCCAAAAACAAAGCCAAAGAUUUGUUUAUAGGUGAUGUGAUCCACAAUGCUGGACCUCAUCGGGAUAAGAAGCUGAAGUACUACAUCCCAGAAGUUGUUUACACUGGCGUCUACCCGCCGUAUGCUGGAGGGGGUGGAUUCCUCUAUUCCGGCCACCUGGCCCUGAGGCUGUACAAUGUGACUGACCGGGUCUUUCUCUACCCCAUUGAUGAUGUUUAUACUGGAAUGUGCCUUCAGAAACUUGGCCUCGUUCCAGAGAAGCACAAAGGCUUUAAGACAUUUGAUAUAGAAGAGAAAAAAAGGAAUAAUAUUUGUUCCUAUUUAGAUUUGAUGUUAGUACAUAGUAGAAAACCUCAAGAGAUGAUUGAUAUUUGGUCUCGGUUGCAAAAUGCUCAUUUAAAUUGCUAAAAUGUACACAAACUACAUUUUUCAUAGAGAUAUCUUGGAUAGUUUCCACAUUGUGUUCUAUCAUUAGGGCAAAUUCCUAUUUUCAACCAUCAAAAUUGCCUUCAUAAGUAGUAUCUAUUUGAGGGCCUCUAAACCCUUCAAUGUGGUACUUUCUGAAGAGGGAAAGCAGAAGCUCGUAAUUUUUAAAGAAGGAUAUGGCAGGACAGUUGGUUCUAAUUCUUCUUUUUGGUUAGUGGUCAUUAUUUUCUAAUUUGCCCCCUUCUUACCUGAAAUAAUAAGUUUUUGGAACUUGACUAUUUUAAGUUAUUUUUGUUUCACUCAAAUAUGGUAAUAUUCCUACUUUCCAUUAUAAUAAGUGAAUUAUCUGCAAUUUAGGUGUUUAUAAAACUAUUGUAUACAAAUGAUUUGCUAUAUGUGGUUCAACAGUUUUUGUGAAGUGGAAUAAAAUUUGUUAUUAUAAAAUCUGGGUGAUUUUUUAAAAAUUGUCCAGAAAAAUUGACUUCUGUCUAAAUUUCCUGCCACCCCAGCAGUAUUUUCUUGUGUUAAUACAAUCAGUUAAUUUUGCAAAAUGAGACUCACUGUGUUACCCAGUUUAUCUUGUUACGGUCAUGGUACGGAGACUGUAAUACAGGAACACAGUGAUUGUUCUUGUGUUUGGUUUGCUACAUGGUAUCAUAAUAGUUCUCUGUUUUUAGUGUUUGCAAAUAACGAGUAUGAUUCCAUAAUGGCCAACUGAAGGUUGAAUUGACACUGGCAGCCAUACUGUGUUUAUGAUUUUUUAAUGUGGACCAGGAAAGCAUAUGCAGCUUUCGAACUUGAAGUGAAAAGACCGAAGUGGCAGACCUUGUCGUGAGUGGAUCCUGGAUUCAGUUCUUGCCAUAUCUUCACAUGUUGCUUAUACAAAAUUAUCUGAGUAGCAGCUGCUUCCCUGUCUCAGUGUAGAAGUGCCUGUGUUUUUAUUUAUUGUUCAGAUCAACGACCAAAACAUUUUCUUAAAUAUAUUUUGUGUAAUAUUUUAUUUGUAUACAGUGUUGUUGAUAAAAUAUUUAACUAGAGCAUGUUAUUUUAAAUGCAAGGUGUAACAUAUGUUAAAUAAAGCUGUUAUUUUUGAAUUUUAGAAUUCAUUUUUUGGGGAGCUGUGAACUGCUAGAGUUGACAACAUUCUGCCAAACCGUUGAUUAUAUAUACCAUCUUGUAACAUGCUUUCUUGAAAUUUUUUUGUGUUUAUAGAGAUCAGGAUUCUUAACCAAAUGUAAUUCUGGGGAUUAUACAAAGAUUAAAAUAAAAGUCAUUGCAUUUUUAAUUGUCAUUUAUAAUGGGUAGUAAU